Molecule: messenger RNA, 759 nt
Organism: Chara braunii
Lineage: Eukaryota; Viridiplantae; Streptophyta; Charophyceae; Charales; Characeae
Source: the annotation of a GenBank genome assembly
CCUGGCCCGACAUACUGAGCACUUGAUUCUCAGUAUAGCCGAUCGGAAAUCGAAGAGUGUCUCUGCGUUGAAAGCCACCAUGGAUGAGUUAUUGCAAUGUCCCGAUCACGGUCCAACCCCCACUCAGAUUUUGAAUAACUUCGCGAGAGUGAUGCCUGAUCCCCUAAGGACCACUCUGUACCCCUGUACGAAAGAGGACGACAUGACUUACGAGAGACUUAGUAAGAUCGCCGUAGAUCAGGUCGGCUUCCUAAUGGAGGCCAAUUGCUGGAAGGACCUGCAGAAAGGAGGGCGACGGAAGAACAAAACCAUCGCAGGUGGUAUAGAAGGGAACGACAGUCUUCUAGUUAGGUUUGAGGGAGGGGGAGUCGAAGCACUAUCCAACAAAAACAUAGAUUACGGACUGGAAGAGCCUAACAUCAACCAAGUAGCCCAGCAAGGCGACAGGGAGCAAGAGGAGGCCGACGAAGAGGUGGAGGAAGAGGACGUGGCACCCAAGGGAGUGGUAGCAAAGGUAGCUAUUACGCGGGAGGUAGGGGUAAUGGUUCCCCGCAAGGUGGACGCGGCUCCUCCACAGGUGGAAGAUGUAGGGGGCACAACCCAUGGCCAACACGUUCAAGGAUCGCUGAUGGCGAACCUUGGAAGAGAUGGGCAUCGAGAAAUCAUUGUGGCAAAAGAGGCUUAAUGCCAACCAAUGCCUAAAAUGUGGUGAUCCCAACCACAUUGUCUGUUUUUGCCCAGACUACUGGUACCCAAAAG